This is a messenger RNA of Equus caballus (horse), 7671 nucleotides long. Lineage: Eukaryota; Metazoa; Chordata; Mammalia; Perissodactyla; Equidae. The record is from RefSeq and is a predicted model, not a curated record.
CUGGGGUGCUUGGUUCAGAGAUCUUAGGUGCAGCCGGCGCUGCCCGCCGUGUGUUUUUGAGCGCCUAUAGAUAUGUCACCAGGAGGAAGCUUAUGUAUCCUUUCCAUUUUUGAUUAUAGAUCAGAGUAAUACCCCCAUAGCUGGUUCUUCAGACCCUUCAGAUUGGGGAUGGGACCUGUUCUCUUGGUUUAAUUUGGGUAAAAGUUGGCUCGUGGCUUGGAAGUCUCUGGAAACAACCCUUCUCCUAUGCUUAGUCUCUGUGGUUUCAGUGAAGCUUCAGCCAAUGAGUUUAUUGGUUUUGUGCAAUGGACCAAGGCCUGGACAAUCAGUCAUUGUGACUCUGGUUCAAGGAUGGGCAUCUGACCCUACAAAAGUCAGUCUCCACAUAUUUGCCAGAACUGUUAUGAAAGAAGUGUGAGUUUUCCAUUGCUACGUCAUGAGGAAAGCGUGACUGAAAAUGAGGCCCGCUGGAAACAGUCAACAAAAGGAGAGUGUAGUCUCGUGCUACCUGAAGCCCUGGGUCCAGUCCUCGCUGAAGGCUACGGCUUGAACUCUUCAGUUAUAAAAGGCAGUAAAUUUCCUCUAUUAGUUUAAGCUAGUUUGAGCUAUAUUUCUGGCAUUUGCCUCCAAAGAGUCUUAAUACAAAUUCACUGCAUUAAUUACAUAUGGUGUUUCCAGCAUCAAUUUCCAUGCCAAUAUUUAAGGAAAAAAUGUUAAGCUAAAUCAAUCAAAAAUACAGAAACAAAAAGGUUCUCCUUUAUGAAGUCGGUAACUGUAUUAUUUGGUGCACUGAUGUUCCAAACUAUUUUAUAACCCUGUGAAACGCAGCUCGUAGCCUCACAAAGUGUCCUUCGCUGCCACGCCUUUCGGUCUCAACCCUAGCUCGUUUGACAUCAAGACCUGCGGACGCCCCACGCUCCAACCCCUUCCCCGGGCUCUUGCCCCGACCGCGUGGGCUCUGGGGAAGCCGGGGCGGUGCGGGACCGUCCAGAUCCGCCUCCUGCUGGAAGCUGGGCCAGUAAGCAGGGACCCUCCGAGAGGUUCCUGGGAGAUGUAGUUUUCUUUCCGUGCCGUCUCGUCCGGCGCAUCGAUGCAUGACGUACUUCCUCGUGCGCCGCCGCCGCAGCAGCCGUAGUAGGGUACGCGCCUGCGGGGCUGUUUCCGGCGCGACGUCAGUGGACGGGAGCGGCCCGGCGACGUCCUGAGUUUCUGUGGCCGCCAAGCGGGCGGAGGCGCGGAGCUAACACGGCGCGGAGCGUCCAGUGCAGACCAGGAUCCUGGCCGGCUGAGCCCCCCACGGUCGGUCCGCGGCGUGGACGGAGCCAGCCCGGCCUCGGUCCCUCCCGCGUCAGGGCUACGAAACGGCUGCACGGAGCAGCGCGGGAUGGCCGCCGGGCCCCGGACAGCUUCGUGCUGGGGAUUACUGUCGUUCAAGGAUAUAUCUAUGGAGUUCACCUGGGAAGAAUGGCAGUUGCUGGAUCCUGCAGAGAAGCACCUGUACAGGGAUGUGAUACUGGAAAACUACCGCAACCUGCUGUCCGUGGGGUAUCAUGGUACAAAGCCUGAUUUAAUCUUCAAGUUGGAGCAAGGAGAAGAGCCGUGGAUAGUGAAUGCCAGAGCUUCCCGUCAGAGCUGUCCAGUGGAAGGUUGGAAAGAAUGGUACCAGAAAAAUCAGGAUGAGCUUGAACGUGUUGAGAGAAGUCAUGCUUGUAAUGCAUUUGGGAAACUUCAUCUGAGCAAAACCCAUGUUUCUUCAAGACCAAGACUCCAUAAGUAUAACACACAUGGAAGAAGUUUCACACAGAACUCAGGUUCAAUCAGAAGCUAUCUAAGAAAGAAUCCUAAUGAGUUUCAUGGAUAUGAAGCAUCAUAUUUUCUUAAGCAUCAAAGAGCUCAUAGUAUAGAAAAAAACUGUGUAUGUAGUGAAUGUGGGAAAGCUUUUCGUUGUAAAUCACAGCUCAUCGUGCAUCUCAGAAUUCAUACAGGAGAGAGACCUUAUGAAUGUACUAAAUGUGAAAGAGCCUUCAGUGCCAAGUCAAACCUUAAUGCUCAUCAGAGAGUUCAUACAGGAGAAAAGCCCUACUCAUGUAGCGAAUGUGGGAAAGUCUUCUCUUUCAGGUCACAGCUCAUUGUCCAUCAGGAAGUUCACACGGGAGGGAAACCUUAUGGUUGCAGUGAAUGUGGGAAAGCCUACAGCUGGAAAUCACAGCUUAUUUUACACCAGAGAAGUCAUACAGGAGUGAAACCCUACGAAUGUAGCGAAUGUGGGAAAGCCUUUAGUUUGAAGUCACCAUUCGUCGUACACCAGAGAACUCAUACAGGAGUAAAACCCCAUAAAUGCAGUGAAUGUGGGAAAGCCUUUAGGAGUAAGUCAUACCUCCUUGUUCAUAUCAGAAUGCACACAGGAGAGAAACCCUAUCAGUGCAGUGAUUGUGGGAAAGCCUUCAAUAUGAAGACACAACUUGUUGUACAUCAGGGAAUUCACACAGGAAAUAAUCCUUACCAAUGCAGUGAAUGCGGGAAAGCCUUUGGUAGGAAGGAACAGCUCACUGCGCAUCUGAGAGCUCACGCGGGAGAGAAGCCCUAUGGGUGCAGUGAAUGUGGCAAGGCCUUCAGCAGCAAGUCCUACCUCGUGAUACACAGGAGAACGCACACAGGAGAGAGACCCUACGAAUGUAGCUUCUGUGAGAGAGCCUUUUGUGGGAAGUCACAGCUAAUUAUACAUCAGAGAACCCACUCGACAGAGAAGCCCUAUGAGUGCAGUGAGUGCGAGAAAGCAUAUCCCAGGAAGUCGCAGUUUAUUACACAUCACAGAACUCAUACAGGAGAGAAGCCUUAUGAUUGUGGCCAGUGUGGGAAGGCCUUCUCCCAGAAGUCACAGCUCACAUCCCAUCAGAGGACACACACAGGAGAGAAACCAUACGAAUGUGGUGAGUGUGGGAAAGCCUUCUCCCGGAAAUCCCAUCUUAUAUCACAUUGGAGGACUCACACAGGAGAAAAACCCUAUGAGUGCAGUGAAUGUGGGAGGGCCUUUAGUGAAAAGUCAAAUCUCAUUAAUCAUCAGAGAAUUCACACAGGAGAGAAACCUUUUGAGUGCAGAGAAUGUGGGAAAGCCUUCAGCAGGAAGUCACAGCUUGUUACCCAUCACAGGACUCACACAGGAACAAAACCCUAUGGAUGUAGUGAUUGUAGAAAGGCCUUCUUUGAGAAGUCGGAGCUCAUUAGACAUCAGACCAUUCACACUGGAGAGAAGCCCUAUGAAUGCAGUGAAUGUCGGAAAGCCUUCAGAGAGAGGUCAAGUCUCAUUAACCAUCAAAGAACCCACACAGGAGAGAAACCUCACGGAUGCAUUCAAUGUGGGAAAGCCUUUUCCCAAAAGUCACAUCUUAUAUCGCAUCAGAUGACACACACGGGAGAGAAACCCUUUGUGUGCAGUAAAUGUGGGAAGGCCUUCAGCAGGAAAUCCCAGCUCGUUAGACACCAGAGAACUCACACAGGAGAAAAGCCCUACGAAUGUGGUGAAUGUGGGAAAGCCUUCAGUGAGAAAUUAAGCCUCACCAACCAUCACAGAAUUCAUACAGGAGAAAAACCCUAUGUGUGCAGUGAAUGUGGGAAAGCCUUUUGUCAGAAGUCACAUCUCAUAUCCCAUCAGAGGACACAUACAGGAGAGAAACCCUAUGAAUGCCCUGAAUGUGGAAAAGCCUUUGGGGAGAAGUCAAGUCUUGCAACUCAUCAGAGGACUCAUACAGGAGAAAAACCCUACGAGUGCAGAGAUUGUGAAAAAGCCUUCUCCCAGAAGUCACAGCUCAAUACCCACCAGAGAAUCCACACCGGAGAGAAACCCUAUGAGUGCAGUCUUUGUGGGAAAGCUUUCUUUGAGAAAUCCGAGCUAAUUAGACAUCAGAGAACUCACACAGGAGAAAAACCUUACGAAUGCCCUGAAUGUAGGAAAGCCUUCAGGGAGAAGUCAAGUCUCAUCAAUCAUCAGAGAACACACACAGGAGAGAAGCCCUUCGAAUGCAGGGAGUGUGGCAAGGCAUUCUCUCGGAAAUCACACCUCAUCCCACAUCAGAGGACACACACAGGAGAGAAGCCCUACGGGUGCAGCGAGUGUAGGAAGGCCUUCUCUCAGAAGUCACAGCUUGUUAAUCAUCAGAGAAUUCACACCGGAGAGAAGCCUUAUCAAUGCACGGAAUGUGGGAAGGCCUUUUCCCAGAAGUCACAGCUCAUUAACCAUCAGAGAACUCACACAGGAAAGAAGUCCUAGGCAUGGAGUUAACAUGAGUCUCUGAGGGAGAUCUUGCCUCAUUGUGCCUGAGAAAAUGCAGUUGUGCUAAGUCAGAUGACAGUCAUAUCUCCCUGUCUGUCUGGGGACGUUACGGUAGGAACUCUGAGUGAGGUUCUGUAGGGAACGCUUACAGCAGAUGUUUGUACCUGUUUGUAUCAGAAUUCAUAGAGUAGAAUGAGCCUAUGAAAUGCAGUGGAUUUCAGAAACCUCUCCAACCUUAUACAGUAGAAAAUGAACAGCAAAGAGGCACUGUGGACUAUGGACAUCAGAAAGCCUUCCAGCAGUCAGGGCUCAUUAGCUUUUGGAGAUAUUCCCACUGGAGGUAAACCCUAGUCCAGUGAGGGAAGAAAACCCAUGAAUGCAGCAAGUGACAUAUUUUCAUCCAGAAAUGACAGUUCAUUGUAUGUAAGAAAAUGCCCUCAGGAAUGAAACGCUAUGAACAUACUAAAUAUGGGACAAUCUUCAGCAAGUAAUUCAACUGUAUUAGAUUUUGGAGAAUUCGUAUUGUGGGUAAACCUAAUUUAAUGUCAUUGGAAAUAUGUGUCCCUAGAAAUAAUGCUACAAAGGGAAGGCAUACAGUUUUUAUAAACAUGGGUACCAAAAUACCCUAUUUAAAUGGUUGAUGGAUGUUCACUUUGAAGUAUGAAGUUUUUAAAAUAUGUGAAUAAAUUGAAUCAUUGAAACAUCUAAAUAAGAAAUUUCUCAGUGGUAUUUAUGGCUUGUUUUCCUGUGUCACAUAAUGUGUAUUUUGGAAUUGUAUAUGAUGAUGUAAUUGGGAGCAUGAAAUGUACGUGGCCUUGUAGUGCCCCUGAUGUCUGUGAAGACACAACACAUGCAGCCGGUUUUUCUAUUGUAAUGAUACUAUAAAAAUGGCAACUGAUAUAACAUGUCUUAUUGCUAAAUGAGUAGCUUAAGUAAUAACACCACAUCUCUUUUUUCCUUACGGUUUGUUGGCAUAUAAAAGGGGUCUGUUGUUACUUUCUCUUCAGUAACAAAAGCCAAGCUUGUGUAAAGUCUUGUGCAUCCUCAGAGUCUGAGAAACAGUUUCUAUAAAACCCAGUUAACAAGUAUUCAAAGCAGGAGCCACACAACAGCACUCUGCCCUGACACACUGAGUGAGCCGAAGGAGGCGGGCGAGAACUGUGACUUGGCACUCAGGCCACACCGAGGCAGCGCCGGGUGCAGCCUGUCCCCCAAGAAGGCCUCCAUGCUGCACGCCAGGUGCAGUGCUGUGUAACGCGAGUGCAGCUUAGACUGCAGUGCACUGUAACAGAAUGUCAUGCGUGCUGAGUGCUGCUGCUGCAUGUUUGAUAUUUCAUAAAAUACCUUGUAAAAAAUUAGAUGGAGAAACCAAUUAUUUAACAGUCACUCUUCAGAAAGUGUAAAAUAUAGAGAAUUUUGUGGUGAGGAAUAUAUUUUUGAUGUAUUCAAGGAAGCCUGUUUUGCCUUCCAGCAAAUUUCUGUGACUACUGGACGAGUAUUAGGGAACGGGAGUUUCAUUAUUUCAUCAUUUGAAAUAUUUGUGUCUCCUUCCUUCACAGUUGCAUCAUCCACACGAGAGACAAACAGUUACAGGGUGAUAUUUUACUUUGUGUUUUUUCCCCUUUUUUUCUUGCCAUCUAUCAUGAUUCUCUUCCCUAGUCCCAGAGAUUGAUUAAUUAGGUCUUGGACUGAGCUCAGGAGUCUGGUCUAAAAGUUUCCUAAUUUUGCUCACUCCAGUUCUAGAUUAUUCCAUUAACCAGUUAAACCCAGUAUUUCCUUCACUGGAUAAUGGAACUUCGGCACUAGCCUAUUGAUUGAAUACCCUAGAGCAGGAUCUUUUUCUAAGGGUCGGCUGUUAGUCAUGGGGAGGGCUGACACUCCAGCUGAGGUCCAGUUUAUCAGAAGGCCUGACGAGGAGACCCAGGCAUGUGUAGGACUCACUGGGAGCAUUCUGUUCUGAAGUGUCAUGAGAGGGCUCUGAUUCUGAAAUUAGAGAUUUUUAGUGUCCGUUUUUUAAAUUACCUUGGUAAAUCCCCCAAAAUGUGUCCCCACAUUUCCCCUCUUGAUUCCUACCACAAACCCCACAUCAAGAAGAAAACUAGUUUUAAAGUUAGGCCGGAUUUACAUACAGUUUCCUGGAGCCCGUGGGGUGCGCUGAGGGAGAGCACUCAAGGAGACAGAGAGGAGUCCCCACCUUUGCUUUCCUCUCAGUACCCAGGGCCUUCCACUCUCCCGGAGACAGUUCAACAGGGACAGUUUCUGCUGUGUUCUUUGACUAAGCAGUGGGUUUUUUGGAGGUGCAGUCUGAAUUUUGGGGCCUGUCCCAGGAGUGCCUUCCGUUCAGCUUUUCUCUGUGGGCUUUGAUAUCUUCUGACAUAGUUAUGUCUGUAUGGAUCCAUGUGUUCCUGGUAUUUUGGUUUCGGGAACAUCACUUGUCAAUGCUGAGAUGAAGUGAACCCAGAGAAUACCAGAUUUAUCUCACAAUGUCUGCGUUAAAUAGCAAAAUGUGGAUCAAUAGGCAUUUGGAAUCUACACUUGAGACCUCAGCCAUCUGGUCAUUCAUUCCAGCAGUUGGUGCCAGGGUGUCAGUUUCAGGGGGCUUGUUAGUCCUCAAGUACGGCCCCAAUCAGCCUUCAGACACUCAGCACCUUGUCCAGCCUGAGAGCUGGCGACCGAGCUCAGCCGUGACCCUGCAGCUGUGUGCACACGUUUUGCACCUUGCCUUCAUUCUUUCUUAGUCCAUUUUUCACACUUACACAUAGUAGUUAUUUUAAGAUGCAAUUCUGAUUCCAAACCUGUGUGUUGAAAUAAUUGUGGACUUAAGAAAGUGUGGUAUCAUGGUAUUGAGGACUUUCAUACAAAUCCAUGCCUCUCCAUCAUUUCUGAAUACUUUAACUUUCCUCCCACACAUUUUUUUGGCCUUCUUGAACUACUCACAGUUCUUUGAGAUUUCUACAGUCUCUCAUCUUAUGCUUUUUGCAAAUCUAUGGAAAUGCCCUUUUUCCUUGUUAAUGCCUACCCAACCUGUAUGAACCUGUACAUGUGUUUGUGACUGUGAUAAUAUAAUCAUUGCAUGUUUUAUCUUUUCCACUAGAAAGCUUCUGGGAAGCUGGGACUGUCUUGUUUGUCUAUAUAAUUUUAACAGUUGAAGCUGAAAUAUAUACAUGUGGGGGCUAUCAGUGGCUGUGUUUUCUACCACUUGGAGAAGCAGAGUCUGCACUGGGAGAGAAGAAUGAAGCCUUCACAGAAGCAAAGUCAAAGGACAGUCCUGACUGAGUCCCAGUUUCUGGUUUUUCUUGUCUUGCUGUCCAGAUUCAUCCCUGCCCUCUCCAUGCCUUGAUUGUUGGGUUCUUCUGUGAGAUAUCGCACAUAUCCUAAUAAAGUUCCAUGUUUGCUCCGUC